This is a messenger RNA of Miscanthus lutarioriparius, 1905 nucleotides long. NCBI's taxonomy places the organism in Eukaryota, Viridiplantae, Streptophyta, Magnoliopsida, Poales, Poaceae. The record is from the annotation of a GenBank genome assembly.
AUGGACCAGCGCGCGCGGAGGGCGAGGGAGAGGGAGAAGCGCCGCCUGCUCGACCUCGCUGUCGAGUGCGGCUUCGACCGUGACCUCGCCGCCAGCUGCCUCGCCCGCCUCCUCGAGGUCUACGGGGAGGAUGGUCUGGAUUUGGUUACUGUUGAGAACUGUGGCGAUGAUUUCCUUGCAUCGCUGGCUGAUGUCACACACCCUACUGAUGAUUGGGAUGAUCUCAAAGGGAUCGAGACCGAAGCAUGUGGCAACUUGAAUGAUAUGAUGAUGAAGAAUGUGCCUGACUGUAAUGGAGGAGUUGCUAUGGACAGCAGUCAUACAUCUAGAGAACCAAAUUCGUGCUCUCAACGUGCUCCGGAUCAUUUUGAAGGUUUCGAUUUUGCCUCUGAUGAUUCAGAUUUUGAAAUGGGUGAUGAAAUGGACAACCUUUGUGACAACUCUUCCAGUAUGCAAAGGCAGACACAAUCUAGAAACUCUGGAAUGCAAAGCCGAAGCUCAGCAAAAUCCACAGUGACUAGGGGAACCAACAGAUAUGAGUCAACGACUCCCACUUCAAAUAGAGAGAUGCCUCCAGCUGCAUUUCAUCAAAGGAGAGAAGUUCUGAGCUAUGAACAACUUUGUUGCCUCGAUGAUGUCAAUUUUGCCAAUGUUGUCAUCUUUGGCAACAAAAGCUUUAGGCCCCUGCAGUAUGAAGCUUGCAGAGCUGCAAUGGAUAAUCAAGACUGUUUCAUACUUAUGCCAACUGGUGGUGGGAAGAGUUUGUGUUAUCAGUUCAUGAAAAUUUAUAUUCUUGCAGCUCCCUGCAACAUUGCACCCAGGUGUCACUGUUGUUGUAAGCCCACUACUGUCGCUGAUCCAGGAUCAGAUUGUGGCAUUAACUUACAAGUUUGCGAUAUACCAGCAGCAUUCUUAAAUUCUCAGCAAACUCCUGCUCAGGCAUCUGCAGUAAUCCAAGAGCUAAGAUAUGGCAAACCAACCUUCAAACUUCUGUAUGUUACUCCUGAAAGAAUUGCCGCGAACUUUUCAUUUAUGGAGAUCCUAAGAGGCUUAGAUGAGAGGGGACUGCUAGCAAGAUUUGUGAUUGAUGAAGCACAUUGUGUAAGUCAAUGGGGACACGAUUUCCGUCCAGAUUAUCGUGGUCUAGGAUGCCUCAAGCAGAACUUCCCUAGGGUCCCAAUCAUGGCUUUAACUGCAACAGCAACUGAAUCUGUCUGUAAGGAUGUCCUCGGUGCCUUGAGGAUCCCUAAUGCUGUGAUAUUGAAAAGGAGCUUUGAUAGACUGAAUCUCAAUUACGAGGUGAUUGGCAAGACGAAAACUUCCCAGAAACAGCUGGGUGAUCUCCUGAAAGAGCGUUUCAUGAACAAAUCUGGUAUCGUGUACUGUCUCUCGAAGAACGAAUGUGCAGAGACUGCCAAGUUUUUGAGGGAGAAAUACAAGAUCAAAUGUGCACAUUACCAUGCUGGCUUGGCAGCUCGUCAGCGAACCAGUGUCCAAGAGAAAUGGCACAGUGGGGAGGUUCAGGUCAUCUGCGCUACCAUAGCCUUUGGCAUGGGGAUCGACAAACCCGAUGUGCGUUUUGUUAUCCACAACACCAUGUCAAAAUCAAUAGAAAGCUACUAUCAGGAGUCCGGGAGGGCAGGGAGAGAUGACCUUCCAGCACAUUGUAUUGUCUUAUACCAGAAGAAAGACUUCAGCCGUAUCGUGUGCAUGUUGAGGAAUGGUGACAACUUCAAGAGGGAGAGUUUCAAGGUUGCAAUGGAGCAAGCUAAGAAGAUGCAAGCAUAUUGUGAGUUGAAGACCGAGUGCCGGAGGCAGGCACUUCUGGGGCACUUUGGUGAACAGUACAACAGGCAAAGGUGCAGAGACGGCCCUAGCCCCUGCGACAACUGCCUGAAGACAUAG